Messenger RNA from Parathielavia appendiculata, 1490 nucleotides. RefSeq names its product NAD(P)-binding protein. Gene Ontology annotation, biological process: S-adenosylmethionine biosynthetic process. Gene Ontology annotation, molecular function: methionine adenosyltransferase regulator activity. NCBI's taxonomy places the organism in Eukaryota, Fungi, Ascomycota, Sordariomycetes, Sordariales, Chaetomiaceae. Gene Ontology annotation, cellular component: methionine adenosyltransferase complex. The record is from RefSeq and is a predicted model, not a curated record. The coding region runs from base 99 to 1067 and encodes 322 amino acids. The transcript is spliced from 4 exons.
GGAAGCCCCAAAGCUCCCCGUAGUGGGAAUUUGGAGGCGUUACCAUCUCGUGGAAACAAGACGAACCAAUCGAGCUCGAGAGAAACUUGUUGCUCACUAUGUCCGGCAAGGCAGCUCUAGUCACCGGCGCUACCGGAUUCUUGGGGAGGCAGGUUGUCAAGGCCUUUGCCUUCCACGACUGGAUCGUCAAGGGCACUGGAUACUCGCGCGCUGAUGGCACCGACAUCCUCAAAGUCGACCUCGCCAACGCCGCCAAGAUCGAGGCGGCUCUGGACAAGGUGAAACCGCAGGUGGUAAUUCACUGUGCCGCAAAUCGCUACCCAGAUAAAGUCGACAAGGACCCACAGGGUACCCGCGCCUUGAACAUCGAGGCCUCGCGCGCGCUCGCCCGGCUGUGUGCCGCGCGGGGCAUCCUGCUCGUCUACAUCUCGACCGACUACGUCUUCUCCGGGCGGCCGGGCGAGGCCCCGUACGAGGCCGACGCGCAGACCGGGCCGACGAAUCUGUACGGGCAGACCAAGCUAGACGCGGAGCAGGCCGUGCUGGCGGAGUGCCGCGAGGCCGGGAGGGACGGGCUCGGGGUGGUGCUAAGGGUCCCGGUGCUCUAUGGGCCUGUGGAUAAGGGGAAGGGGAAUGGGGAGAGCGCGGUGAAUUGUUUGAUGGACGUCGUUAUGGGGGACCAAGGCCAGGGGGAGGGGAAGACGGUGAAGAUGGAUCACUGGGCGCUCAGAUACCCUACGAACACGGAGGAUGUGGCAAGGGUUUGUUACGAUGUGGCAGUUAGGUAUUUGGGAGAGACGGACAAGGCGUCAUUGCCGAAGGUGCUCCAGUUCUCGAGCGAGGACAAGUACACCAAGUACGAGAUGUGCCAGCUGUUUGGCGAGAUUAUGGGUGUCCCGAUUGAUCGAAUCGAGCCAAACACCCAGGGGAAUGACCCAAAUGCCAGCGUCCAGCGGCCGUACGAUUGCCACCUCAGCACCAAGGCGCUGAAAGAUCUGGGGAUCGAUGUCUCGACUCAGGACUUUGUCGGCUGGUGGAGGCGGGAGUGUCGCGCGUUCAGACAUUGAGAGAAGCGGCCCGGUCAGCGUGCCAUGACGCGCUUCGUCAUGGAGGCAAGGGUGUCUCUCCCUGAUUCAUCUGAGAUGGGUCUUGGAACGCGUUCAAUCCAAGGAAGUAUGCAGUGCAGAAUUUUGCUUCUUGAUGGCUGCCGAAGUGUUCGCAGUACAAUAAGUCCGAGCACCCUUGCUUUAAUGACUAAUCGGACUUCAACCAUCUCAGCCAGGGGAUCUCAAUGCAAGAUGGGAUGGCAGAUCACCGAGUGACUCGAGGGGCGUCUGAGUGCCGUCAAUGCGCUCAUUCCAUUCAGAGGCAGGACCAACGUGUCGUACCAUGAGAAAUGUCUCGCCUGCUAGACACUCCCUUGGGAGCUGUACGCGACGGAGGGAUAUACUUGCCUGAGCUGUUCACCUGUCUCGUAUUUUAGUGUCCUU